GGCGCGUGGGGCCUCAGCCCGGGGUCUGCUUCCCGCGGCCGGGGCCAGAGUGGUGCGGACCCGAGUCUCUGAGGAAGUUGGCCGGGGCGGCGGAUGCCGCAGCCCCGGCUCUGCGCACCCCCCUCCCCCGCGUCCUGUCCCGGCGUCUUCCGCGCACAGGUCCCUGCCGCUCUCUGAGCCCCCUGCCCCGGGAGCUGCGCGUCCUCUAGCCGCGACUCCAGGCCCGGCCGUGCGCGGGGGCCAAGCAGCCGCGGGACUUGCAGUUUGAGGAGUCGGCGGGCCCCGGAGACGCCCCCGGCCUGGAAAACUUGGACCGAGACCAGGAACGGGUGCGGGACGGGACGGCUGCGGCGCGGGGCGGCCGGACGGGGGGGAGCUCUGAACGGUGUCAGCCCGUGACUGUGGGUGACACGGCGCGUGAGGCGGCCCAGCCCGGGAGAACGUGUGGCCGGGACACUGGGCAGUGACGCCGGGACCAAGCGGGAGACACAGAGGGGCUCUGUGUAUCUCUGACAGGCCGAGUGAGUGCGUGUGAUUGUGUGAGAGAGACCCCAGGUCCUUGCGGGUGACCGUGACCCCAGCUUACUGUGAGACCCCGGUCACUGGGGUCACUGAGAGUGUAUGUGGCCUGGAACGAGACCAGGGCAGGGCCAGAGUGACUCCCUAAUGUGAGUGUGAAACAGAGAGGAACCCUAACUGAUUUGGAGAACCAACCUCCAAAUCACUGGGGCCGUAGUGUGCUCGUGGGGCCAAGUAGUGUGUGUGUGUGUGUGUGUGUGUGUGUGUGUGUAUGUGUGUGUGUGGUGUGUGUGUCCAAGCCUCAGGAGAAUGAGUAAGAGGCAGAAAGAGGAGGGACCUCAACCACCUGCCGUACAAAGAGGGAAGGGGAGGAGGGGAGGCCAGGGGCGGCUCCAGAGCUGUUCCUAAGAGGGUGCCUCUCAACAUCUCAAUUUAGUCAGCCGGGAGGACCCUGAGUGACUUACUCUGGCAGAGGGAGAGGAGGCCAAGGCUGGGUGACAUCUGCUGAGAUGACUGACACUUCUGGCAGCAGCUGAGGGGCGCUGAGGUAGCCUCAGGCUCCACCUCCCAAACACACUCACACACCGAGGUCCCAGAUGCCUGGCAAAGCUUUGUCCCCAGUAACCUGUAUUCUCACUGGGCCUAUCUUCCUCUCAGACCCUGCCCCCACUGGGCCUCAGUCUCCCUUUCUGCACACUGAGGUGUUGGGCUGUGAAUGGACUGUGAAUCAUCACUUUGGGAUCCUCUAUUGUUUUUGGGUCAACCGCCUCUGUUCUCCCCUCCCUCCCUCCAGGCAGAAAGACUGCAGUGGGGGGUGGGGGCAGGUUGGCUGCUGGGGACACAAUGGCCCAGGGGCUGCUGGCGACAGGGAUGGAAGUACAGCUUCUCUGACAAAGCCCAGAAUUCCGAUCCAUAGACAUUGACCUCUGUGGCCCCGGUCUCCUUCAUUUCCCUUUGUUGGGGGAGAGGGGGCAUGGAGUUGUUCCCCACGAGUGGUCUCUGAUCUGGAGAGCUGAAGCACCAUCUGGGCUACCCUCUGAGGCCCCCACCCCCCACAAGAGGGUCUGUUGGGUCCAUACAGGGCAGAAUGGAAAUUGGGCUCUCUAGACCAGGAGGGGUGAGGAGGUAUCUGCUAAAGGAUCUGGAAGUUCUGUCCUGCUCUGAAAAUGUUGGUCGCAUUCUGUGUUGGGGCUGAGGGCAGGGGGACAGUACCAGGUGCUAUGCUGAACACUUUGUGGUGUACUCUUGUUGAAUCCUCGCAGUGGUUCUGAGAUAGGACUAUUUUUCAGAGAAGGAAACUGAGGCUCAGAGAAGCAAAGUGACUUGCCCAAGGUCAUGCUGAGUCCGGACACUGCCAGGACUGGAAUUCAGGUCUUCUGCCUCUGAAACCCUGUGAGAUGCUUGGAGAGGGCCACCUAUCUUUCGAAUAUCUGUUCAUGGCUUAUGUAGGCUUCCCUCUCUCAAACCCGGACUGGCAAGCAUGGCCUUGCCAGAGUGUGCCUUUGUGAGUUCUGAGGGUAGUGUGUAUUUGUACACGUGUCUGUGUGGGUGGGUAAGUUAUGUGGUCUUCCUGUUCCUCCUCUUCCCUUCCCCCAGCUCUCACCCCUAGCGGGAGGUCACCAGAGAGGCCUGUCUCUUGCCUUUUAGAGUCUGCAACUGGCUUUGGGAGCAUCCACACAGCUACAAAAAGUGUCAGGAGUCAGCAGCACAGCCCAGGCUCCAGGGGUGGCAAGGAUAACUGAGAGUCCCAGCUGACCUUCACCAUACCGGAGAGGCUCUGUUCCGCUAUUUAGAGUUGCUCUGGGCGUAUUUUCCCAAAUCUACCCACAAGCUGUGGUGUGGGGGCAGGCUGGGGGUGACCUGGGGUUGCCCCACCCUCUCGGUCCUUCAGUCUCCCCAUUCUUCCCAGAGGCCCCGCAAGUUCUGACCACUGCUGCCACUGGGCCGAGGGCUGUUGCUGGGGGGUCAGGGUGUCUUUUGGUCCUCCCUGGAAUGACUGGGGCUGUGCUUCUUGGGGCUGAUCAGAAUAGCUGUCUUGGUCUCCUGGGGCUGAGCCUGAGUUAUUUCUAUCCCCAGCAAACAGGGAAAGAGCUCUGGGCCCGGGGCGGGGGGAGGAAGAGGGGAAGGGAUAGCCUCCUCUUCUCAUCCUAGCCCUGGUGGAGGCCCUCCCAGUCCUACCCUGUGCCCUGCCCAGGCUAAAGCUUUCUGGGAACUUGGACCUCCCAGAAUGACAGUGGGGCCAGGGUGGGUUUCCACAUAUGGCCCCAGUUGGGACUGACGGGAUAGCUGCUGGAGGGAGGUACCUAUGUUUGGCCAAGGAGGGGAGACGUUGAGGGGCAGUCAUCACUCCACGCCUGCUCAUAGAGUCAGCCUCAUUUUACAGAGGGAGAGACUGAGGUUUGAGAAGUGCUGGGACUUACCCAAGGCGUCCAGAAACCUGGUAUUCUACCCUCCAAACAGGGUACCUUUCUUCCUUCUGUCCUGCCACAUGUUCCCCGGCAGACUGGACGUGGCCCAAGACUGGAAGCAGACUCCAGACACACCUUCACAAAAUCAGGCCUCCCUCUGUUGUUCCACUCUGGCCUUGCUGUCCUGCCCCAGACUCCCGUACUGGCCUCUCUGCCUCCAUUUCCAGUUCUUCCACGCACUGUCAGAUCAUCCUCCCUAAGGCAACUUACUUUUUUUUGCCUGCAUAACAUAGUCCAGACUCCUCAUCUGAGCAUCAGCACUUUUCCUUCGAAGACCUUCUGAACUUUACGUCUUCACCUUCAUCUCUCCCUGCCGUGUGCCUUGGUUCGAGUCUGCCUUUGCUCUUGCUGUCUCCCCUUUCUGGAACCCUCCUGGCCAUUCAGGGUACAGCUUCCCCUCACCCAGGAAGCCCUCCCAGCCCAAUGUUAGCCCCUCUCCAUUGUUGUGGUCCACCUGUCAGGUGUCCCCCCCUCCUGUCCCCUCACCUUUGGGAAUGGGCACAGGUGUGGGACACUCAUGGGCACUACAUACCCGGCUGGGAAGGGCAGGCCUGGUCAGCAGCCUGCCCUGUCUUGCCAUAUUGGUGCCAUAUCGGUGCCGGCCAGGCCUCUUCCUGAGGAACGACAGCCACUGUAGGCUGAGGGCCUAUUGUGUGCUGGGGGGCUUAGAGGUGAAGACCCAUGACCAUCCUUUUUUGAAGGGGAACAUCUGGUGUCUGGGCCCUCCUCAGACAAGGCUCUCAUUCAGGGCCAGCACAUUCCCUGCUGUUUGCCAGGCCCUGGGCUCAGGUCUCAACCGUACUGACAGAGGAUCUUAUUCCUUCCCAGGCUGCUUACUGGGGAGCUGAAACUCAAAGGGCAGAAGGGACCAGUGCUAGUUUGAGUCACACAACCGUGGUGCUGGAGUCUGGUGCCCAAGCUCUUACCCAGCCCUGUCUCCCAAGUGGAGGCAAGGUUUGUCUGGCAUCCGUUUCCACAGAAAGAUCAUGCUGGCUACCUGCAUUGGGAGGAGGAAGUAGUGGGGCUGUUCAGCACCUGGCCUGGCUGGAUAAGGCCAGACCCCCUUUGUUAUGGGGCUGGCCCUUCUGCCUGGUGGGUGGGAGGGGUGCACCAGAGAGGGCGGGGUUUUGCCUGAGGUCAGCCAGCGGGGCCCAUCUCGCCCCACCCCCACUCAGGAUUGAGUGUUGCUGGGACCGGUCUCUGGCAGAGCUCAGUACCCAUUCUUUGCGGAGGCCCUGGGUGACUGGGCCUGGCCCUAGUGCCACUGGCUGGGGCUGGGGUUGCAAGGAGGACAGGAGGGACCCAGGGCUGCAUCCCUACUGUGUGCUCAGCCCUGGGAUUAGGACCCCAAGGCUCUCACAUCUUUAGCUUUAUGCCCUGAGGGUCAGCAGUCCCUUCUAGGUAUAGGUAGGGAAAAGAGGGCCCCGAGAGGGGAAGGGACUUGCAAGACCCUAGUGUAACUGGGAUCUUAACCCAGGUCUGUUUGCCUGGAAAGCCAUCCUGGGAAAGAUGAGAGCUCUAUAAAUAAACUGCCCAUGUGGCUGUGAGUGUGUGCCCUGGCUACUUGGCACAGAGAGAGGGAUGGAGGGGCCUCUGCAGCCAGUUAGAAGCGGGGUCUGAGUGUGUGGGUGGGAGAAGGAAGGAGGGAUCUAAACUUGGAUCUGCAUAUUGUAGUCACCGUGAGAAGGAGCAAUGAGCUCAGGGAGUGGCCUGGUGCCCCUAUGUGCCCACCAGCCUGCCUGCUUGCCUGCCUGCCUUCCCUCCCUCCCUCCUUCCCUCCAGGGAGAUCACAGGUGGCUGAAGGGGUCAGGAGAGGGGAGGGUCCACCCAGACAGGGAGGCUGGGAAGGCUUCCUGCAGGAGGUGGCACCUAGGCUGAAGCCUGAUUGUAAGAAGAGCCACUGUUGUCCUGUGAACUCUGGAUCCUCCAGCCACACCAGGAGGUCAGCUGAAGAAACACAACUAUCCCAAAUUACAGAGGAGGAAACUGAAGCUUGGGGUUGUGGGGCUGGGUCCUGACUGCUCAGCACCCUUCCACCUUCCUGAUUGUGGCUUUAGCUGGCAUGGGAGCAGGUGGAUACAGGCCUGGUAUAGCAGCUGGGAAGUGGGCACCCACGGGCUUCCCUGGGAGGCCAAGGCUCCUUUGUCCAUGCUGCUGGGACUGAUGCUUGGUUCCCCAAAGCACCCUUGCUUGCUCCAAAGCCACUGGAUGACCUUGGCUGGAUGCUGCUUAAUUCUGAGCCUGGCUCCUCCUCUGGCCCUUGUGGGUUGUGGUGAGAACUGAUCCUCAGGAGAGGUUUGGUCAGGCCAGGCCCUGGUCAGCCCUGUUUACAGUGGCUCCACUUAUCCCUGCAGCAUCCCCAGAGACAGGGACCAGAGCCCUUGUUUGCAGAGGAGACCCCGAAAGCUCAGGGAGGGCUGGUGACUCCUGGGGCCCGAGGAUGAAGCUGAGCCUGCCACACUGGCCCUUGUCCUGCCUUUUUGUGCUGCUGCGCUGGCCUCUGGCCACUCCAACAUCAAGGACCCUUUGGCGGUGCCCACCUGGGGAGGAGCCCAGCCUGGACCUGGGGCAGGGCACAUUAUGCAGGUCCUGUCCCCCCGGCACUUUCUCUGCUUCAUGGGGCCCUGGCCCGUGCCAGCCCCACGCUCGCUGCAGCCCUCGAGGGAGGCUGGAGGCCCAGGCAGGCACAGCGACUCGAGACACCCUAUGUGGAGACUGCCAGCCUGGGUGGUUUGCCGCUUCAGGGGUCCCCCUUGUCUCCUGUCAGCCAUGCUCCUGGACACCUCUGGGUACUCGCAGCUGUUAUGAGCGGGGACGACGGGCCCGACGUGGUGUGGAGGUGGCAGCAGGGGCCAGCAGCGCUGGGGAUACGCGGCAGCUUGGGAAUGGCACGCGGGCAGGUGGCCCUGAGGAGACAGCUGCCCAGUAUGCGGUUAUUGCCAUCGUACCUGUCUUCUGCCUCAUGGGGCUGCUGGGCAUCCUGGUGUGCAACCUGCUCAAGCGGAAAGGCUACCACUGCACGGCCCACAAGGAGGUUGGGCCCGGCCCUGGAGGUGGAGGCAGCGGGAUCAACCCCGCCUACCGGGCUGAGGACGCCAAUGAGGACACCAUUGGGGUCCUAGUACGCCUGAUCACUGAGAAGAAAGAGAAUGCCGCGGCCCUGGAGGAGCUGCUGAAGGAGUAUCACAGCAAACAGCUGGUGCAGACCAGCCACAGGCCCGUACCCAGGCUGCCGCCGGGUCCCCCCAGCAUGCCACACGUCUGCCCACAUCGUCAUCACCUCCACACAGUGCAGGGCCUGGCUUCACUCUCUGGCCCCUGCUGCUCCCGCUGCAGCCAGAAGAAGUGGCCUGAGGUGCUGCUGUCCCCUGAGGCCGCAGCUGCCACUACUCCUACUCCCAGACUCCUGCCCAACCCGGCCAGGGCACCCAAGGCUGGGGCCAAGGCAGGACGCCAGGGCGAGAUCACCAUCUUGUCUGUGGGCAGGUUCCGAGUGGCCCGAAUUCCUGAGCAACGGUCAAGUUCAGCGGCCUCUGAAGUGAAGACUGUCACAGAGGCUGGGCCCUCAGGGGGUGCUCUCCCUGGCUCCCCACAACCUGGCCUCCCCAAUGAGCAGCAGGCACUGCUGGGAAGUGGCGGAAGCCAUACUAAGUGGCUGAAGCCCCCAGCAGAGAACAAGGCUGAGGAGAACCGCUAUGUGGUCCGGCUAAAUGAGAGCAACCUGGUCAUCUGAUGGUCUAUCUCAUCUGAGAACAUGGCAGCCCUGCCCUGGGAGGUUCCGAAGGCUUCCUGGAGGAGGUAGAGCUGCAGCUGGGCGUGUGAGGACCAAGAAGCAAUGGCCCAGCAGACAGAACAGCAAAGGCCAAGGCCUGGAGGUGGGAGCCGUCCGCCCCAGUGAGGAGGCAGGCCAGCUGGCGGGUGCUGUGUGCAGGAGCAGGUUGAGAGCCCCUCCCCUGUCCCUGCCACCCAGUUUUUUCUCUGAAGGAUGCCCUGUGCCCUAGCCUGGCCAGAUCCUGGGACCCUGCAGGAUCCUCUGUACCACUAAGUGGCAAGGCCUUGGCCUGGUGGGGAGGGGCCCUCUGCCUGGCGCUCCUGGCCCCACACCUUGGUAAUUAGCUGCCCUUGCCUCUGUACGGGGCCCUAGUACGGACCUCUCCCGCCUCUUCUAGUGGGCCCUGUAAAGGGAAGGAGCAACAAAAAGCCAUGGGCUGGAGACUUGAGUUCCCAGGCUCUAACCAUGGGCAAGUCCCUGGCCAUCACCUGGUUAUAAUUCUUCUGACCAUGAAGUGGGAAAAGAAAGGCAUCUCAGGGCUCAGGGCUUCUCCAGUUACUUGGCAGGUUCUGGCCCGGGUCAUGUGAGGGGAGAGCCUGACUCCUUGCCACCCCUCCCAUUAGUAGCUUUAUCUGGCCCCAUUUUUGCGGCUUCUAAGGCCUCUGCCUUCAGGCCCCCAUGGGGCGGCCCAUCCCUGGCUCUGUCUAUAAGAAGGGGCUUAAUGCAUGUAUCUGCUCCCCACCCUGCUGUUUUUAUUGAAAUUGGUACCACAGUCUUGACCUGGGCAGGGCUGUAGUACAAGGUGCCAGCCUGCAUAGCCACCCCAAGAUCUCAGGAGCUUUUGGGGAGAGGCGUGGGUGAGGGGCUGGUAAGGUGCCCCUGGCCUCAGUGGUUUGUGUGUCCCUGUGGUGUUGGUGUCUGUCCCCCAGCCUGGGCAGUGCGGGCGACUGCCCAGCCCAGUCCCUAUGUCCACUCUGGCUCAGCAACCUGGUUAUUUAUGUGGGGUCGUGCAGGCAUGGGCCCCACUGCCAUCCCUGUUUCUCUUAUUUAUUGAAACUUUGCUGUUGUCCUGUCUUUGUCUCUAUUCCCAUCCAUUUAUUGGAUAAUAAAAGGUGGGAAAGUCGUGUCA
This is a messenger RNA of Felis catus (domestic cat), 7888 nucleotides long. It is a transcript of the gene RELT, whose product is annotated as RELT TNF receptor. Gene Ontology annotation, molecular function: protein binding. Bases 5428 to 6720 code for a protein of 430 amino acids. The transcript has 11 exons. The record is from RefSeq and is a predicted model, not a curated record. Gene Ontology annotation, biological process: apoptotic process; amelogenesis. Lineage: Eukaryota; Metazoa; Chordata; Mammalia; Carnivora; Felidae.